AUGCGCGUCACUAUCCGCUCGGCAUGGCUGGCUAUCGCAGCCUUGGCAGUAGCAGCAUCAGCAACUCCAAUGGAACUGACAAAUCGCCAAUCGACGGUGAAGAUCAUGACUCUCGGCGAUUCGAUCACCGGUAGCCCAGGCUGCUGGCGGGCUUACCUCUGGCAAAACCUCCAAGAAGCCGGUAUCAAGAACACCGACUUUGUAGGCAGUCUGGCUGGCCAGGGCUGUGGCUUUCCAUACGACGGAGAGAACGAGGGACAUGUAAGCUCAGCAUCACGCACCCAUUGCACCGCUGAUCCGGAACGGCAGGGUGGCUUUCUAGCAGUGAACAUCGCGAACCAGAACCAGCUUCCCGGUUGGCUCUCAUCCGCCAAACCCGACAUCGUCAUGAUGCACCUCGGUACGAACGACUUGUGGAGCAACCGCUCGCCCCAAGAGAUCACCACCGCAUUCAGCAAGCUCGUAGACCAGAUGCGCGCCUCGAAGCCUACGAUGAAAGUCCUUGCCGCGAAGAUCAUUCCCAUGAAUCCGUCGAACUGCGCUGAGUGUGGGCAACGUGUGGUUGCUCUGAAUACUGCGAUUGAAGCAUGGGUUGCUACCAAGACGACUGCGACCAGCCCCAUCACGGUUGUAGACGCUUGGACUGGGUUCGAUACGAAGACUAUGACCGGCGAUGGCGUUCAUCCGAAUGAUGCGGGUAACAAGAAGCUGGCCAAAGCGUGGUUUCAGCCAUUGGCGGAUGCCAUCAAAGGCUGA
Alternaria triticimaculans is the source of this 756-nucleotide messenger RNA. RefSeq lists its product as uncharacterized. Gene Ontology annotation, molecular function: phosphatidylcholine lysophospholipase A1 activity. The coding region runs from base 1 to 756 and encodes 251 amino acids. The record is from RefSeq and is a predicted model, not a curated record. The transcript has 2 exons. Lineage: Eukaryota; Fungi; Ascomycota; Dothideomycetes; Pleosporales; Pleosporaceae.